UAUGUGUCCCUUGCAGAGAACGAGCAACCCUGGGGCACACCCUGCACUCAGCUCCUUGUCUUCGUUGCCACACCAGGCUGUGAUGGGUUUCCCAGCCUGGACUCCAAGGAGAGCUAUAAGCUCUCUGUUUCGGAAGGCUCCCUGCUGCUCUCCGCAGAUGCUGUCUGGGGAGCUCUCAGAGGCCUGGAAACUUUCAGCCAGCUCGUUGGGAGAGAUGAGAACGGCAUGUACUACAUCAACAACACAGAAAUUGUGGACUUUCCCCGCUUCCCUCAUCGGGGAUUGUUGCUGGACACCUCUCGUCACUACCUGCCUCUGAGAGCCAUCCUGGAAACUCUGGACGUCAUGGCCUACAACAAGUUCAAUGUGUUUCACUGGCACAUUGUGGAUGACCCAUCUUUCCCCUAUGAGAGCUUGACCUUCCCAGAGCUCAGCAAGCAGGGAGCCUUCCAUGCCAUGACCCACAUCUACACAGCCAGUGACGUGCAGACGGUGAUCGAGUACGCCCGGCUGCGUGGCAUCAGAGUGGUUGCAGAGUUCGACACUCCUGGGCACACCCUCUCUUGGGGUCCAGGUGCUCCAGGCCUCCUGACUCCCUGCUAUUUGGGCAAGGAUCCUUCUGGGACCUAUGGGCCCAUCAACCCCAUCCUUAACAGCACCUACCAGUUUGUGACCAGUUUGUUUCAAGAGGUCAGCGCUGUGUUCCCAGACUUCUUUCUUCACCUCGGUGGCGAUGAGGUGGACUUCACGUGCUGGAAAUCCAAUCCAAACAUUCGUGCUUUCAUGAAGGAGAUGGGCUUUGGUGAAGAUUACAAAAAAUUAGAGUCAUUCUACAUCCAGAGGCUUCUGGACAUCAUCUCUUCCCUUGGCAAAGGCUAUAUCGUGUGGCAAGAGGUGUUUGACAAUGCAGUGAAGGUGAGGCCAGACACCAUCAUCCAUGUGUGGAAGGAGAACCCCACGCCAUACACGGAGGAGAUGGCCAAUGUCACCAAGGCUGGCUACCGGGCUCUGCUCUCAGCCCCCUGGUACCUCAACCGCAUCUCCUAUGGGCAGGAUUGGAUGGCAGCCUACCAGGUUGAGCCCUUGAAGUUCGAAGGCAGCUCCGAGCAGAAGGCUCGGGUGAUCGGCGGAGAGGCGUGCAUGUGGGGUGAAUACGUGGACGUCACUAACCUGGCCCCCAGGCUCUGGCCAAGAGCUGGGGCCGUAGCUGAGAGACUGUGGAGUAAUGCGACCGUCCGGGACCUGCAAGAUGCCUACACACGGCUGGCUGACUUCCGCUGCAAGCUCCUGGGGCGUGGUGUCCAGGCUCAGCCUCUCUUCGUAGGAUACUGUGAAAAUGAAUUUGGCGGGUUUUGAAGGGCAAGUCCCACAGCCCUUGGUCGCUGUGCACACAGGAGGAACAAUCCCUCUCUCCCUCAAAAGCUGCUGGUUUGGCAGAGGGACCCUUCCCACCCCCAACUUCGUCUCUUGCUUUAUUGCAAUGAACUUUUUUUUUUCCUUAGUGUGCACUCUUCAUCUCUUUUUCUAUUUUGAUUUCUUUAAAUCUAUAAAUAAAUGACCCCAAAGAAGAAAAAGGUGCCUUUUCAUGCUCAGAUGAGUUUUGGGAGACCAUGCGAGGGUUAUUGUUGGCAGGAGCCAGGUAGGGUUUGCUCCAGCGAUGCCAGUGGCGGAGCAUUGUCCCUGUGGCUCUGGUGGUUGCCGGUUGCCCCUCAGCUGCAUAAACUCUGUUUAGCCUCUGCUGCUGUCACAGACUCUGUCCCUGCAGAGAGAAGGUGUGGGCUCCCCCUGUUUUUUCACCUUGACCUUCUGCCAUCUGCACACGCACAGGGGACUGUCUGUGCCAGGACACUGUGGCCUCCCACGCAGCAGUGGCCAAUGUUGUGGCCUUGGCUCCUGUUCUUGUCCCUCGUCAAUCUGCCUAAGGCCCGGCAGGAGCCUUGCCUGUGAGCUGCCGCCGCUGCUGCCCCAAACCUGUCUGCUGCCAGCUCCUCCUGAGACAGAGACAUGCCAAAGCCUCUCCGAGGAGACCCUGCAAACCUGCCGGGCAGCGCGCGGACAUGAUGGUGUCACUGCUCAGUGCUUCAGUGAGCUCUCACCUCUGCUCAGGGUUUGGCCAACUCACCCGUCCCUCUCCUGUGCACUUGUCCUUAGGCUGGGGAGCUCAGCUCCUGCCCUCCCACCUCCAGAGGGAUUGGGUUUGUAUAGUGUUUCUCUCAGAGAAGAGACUGGUGGUGCUGCUGUCCCACAGAGCUGGGACAGUCAUUGUUCUUGUCCUUUGAGGGCUGGGGUAGGCAUGUGGGAAACCAAGCUGAAGGCAGAGAAUCUCUUGGGGAGAAAUCCUGGCUGCUGGGACUGUUGGAUGCUGUGUCUUGGUCUUAAAUGAGUGAGAUCUGUUAUGGAUGGAAACCUUUUAGUAUUGAACUUUAAAUUAAAAAAUUUAAAAUUAAAAUGGAUGAAAAAUAUUU
This is a messenger RNA of Athene cunicularia (burrowing owl), 2465 nucleotides long. RefSeq names its product hexosaminidase subunit alpha (gene HEXA). The annotation marks the transcript as partial. Gene Ontology annotation, molecular function: beta-N-acetylhexosaminidase activity. Gene Ontology annotation, biological process: ganglioside catabolic process; carbohydrate metabolic process; glycosaminoglycan metabolic process. The record is from RefSeq and is a predicted model, not a curated record. Gene Ontology annotation, cellular component: membrane. The transcript is spliced from 13 exons. Lineage: Eukaryota; Metazoa; Chordata; Aves; Strigiformes; Strigidae.